Molecule: messenger RNA, 995 nt
Organism: Talpa occidentalis (Iberian mole)
Lineage: Eukaryota; Metazoa; Chordata; Mammalia; Eulipotyphla; Talpidae
Product: intercellular adhesion molecule 2-like
Exons: 5
Biological process (GO): cell-cell adhesion
Cellular component (GO): membrane
Molecular function (GO): integrin binding
Source: RefSeq, a predicted model, not a curated record
CCCACCUCCUGCCUCAUCACAGUUGCUGGACGGCUGCCCUCAGCGCUCCCUGCCAGCCGUGGCUGCCCCUCGAGAUGUGCCCUUGGAGCUGCUGGAGCCUGCCCGUGACGCUUCUCGCCCUGUUCUGGGGCCCAGGGUCUGCUGAGGAGGCGUUUGAGGUCCGCAUGUGGCCAGAGCGGCUGGCCUUGGAGGCCGGAGGGUCCGUGGUGAUCAACUGCAGCACCAGCUGUGUCCAGCCUGAGGACGGAGGCCUGGAGACCACCCUGGCCAAGGAGUUGCUGGACCAGCAGCCUCAGUGGGUGCGGUACUUGCUGUUCAACGCCUCUGAGGACACGGACGUCCUCUGCUACUUCACCUGCGACGGGAAGCAGCUUUCGAAGUCAGCCACUGUCCGUGUGUUCUACCCCCCCAAGCAAGUGCUGCUGACGUUGCCGCCCACCCGGGUGGCCGUGGGCAGCUCCUUCACCAUUGAGUGCAGGGUGCCAGCGGUGGCACCCCUCGAGAGCCUCACCCUCACCCUGUUCCAUGAUAAGGAGACUCUGCACAGCCAGACCUUCGGGGAAGAAACAACAGACCCCCAGGAGGCCGUGGUCACACAUAACUCCACGGCUCCCGAGCAAGCAGGCUCCCACAACUUCUCCUGCCGGGCGGAGCUGGACCUGCAGUCCCUGGGUGGGGGCCUCCCGCGCAGUGUCUGGGCGUCCAAGGAGCUUGAGGUCUAUGACCCCCUCAAGCAAGUGCUGCUGACGUUGCAGCCCACCCGGGUGGCCGUGGGCAGCUCCUUCACCGCUGAGUGCAGGGUGCAGGCGGUGGCACCCCUCAAGAGCCUCACCCUCACCCUGUUCCAUGGUGAGAAGCCCCUGCACAACCAGACCUUCGGGGAAGAAUCAACAGACCCCCAGGAGGCCGUGGUCACACACAACUCCACGGCUCCCGAGCAAGCAGGCUCCCACACCUUCUCCUGCCGGGCGGAGCUGGACCUGCAGUCCCCGGGC